Messenger RNA from Colletotrichum godetiae, 1028 nucleotides. RefSeq lists its product as uncharacterized. NCBI's taxonomy places the organism in Eukaryota, Fungi, Ascomycota, Sordariomycetes, Glomerellales, Glomerellaceae. Bases 1 to 957 code for a protein of 318 amino acids. The record is from RefSeq and is a predicted model, not a curated record. The transcript is spliced from 3 exons.
AUGGCCCUUUAUACCAUGGCUCUCACCGCCCUGCUACUCCGCCCAGCACUUGGGUACACCCUGAACCUCUUACCCUCUUUCAGCAACUACACAGUCCCCGUCGAGCCCAUCUCCUUGCCCGAUAGUCUUGACGGCGCAAAGGCUAACUUCUCGGUCAACGCCCCCCACUUCCGACUUUUGGAACCUCAGCCUUUGGUGGUGCAAGUCACCGGAUCGUUCUCCAAUGGCACCGGGUUUCACAAGACUGUUGAAGCUACCGAUAGAGCCACGAUUACCAACGACGAGAAUGGCCGCGCACCCGCCCACUAUCUAUGUGCUUUAAACGAACCCGAUGUCAGCGAAGAACUCCUGCCUUAUGUCUGCUGGGCCAACGCUGUUCCCGGUGCCGCCGCAGAUGUUGACAUCACUAUUGACGGCGAGCGCAUCAGCUUCGUCAACGGCGUUGGUUACAACGACAAGAAGUGGGCCGAUAAGUCCAUCAUCAAAUCGCACAAGUUUCGGGGCUGGGUCCACGCACAAUUCGGCCCCUAUUUUGUGGUCUGGUUUGUGGUUACGGAGAAGGACAACUCGACUUGUUCGUACGCCUACGUCGCAAAGGAUGGGGAGCCUAUUCGUGUCGCGUGUAGCGCUGGAUCCGUGAAUGUCCAGCAGUGGGGAGGAUUGGCCGCAAAUCUACCGACCAUAGGACUGAACGAUGUAGACGGAUUGAUCGUGACGUUUAGCUUAGGAGACGGUCAGACAUUGGUGGCCAACGUUACCAAGACAACUAUUGUGCUUGAUGAAGUCGUACAUCAGCGCGCCAAUGGAGUCGUCUCAGGGCAAGUACUCGAUAGCGAGUUGACGUACGAUGGCUUCGCCCACUUCGAGGAUUAUAUCAUUGGUUUUAUCGAUGUCAAGGUCAGAGUAUGGGGGGGGCAUAAGCAUCGUCUAGAGGCUACAAGGUACUUACACAUGUAGAUAUCGGCACGUGCGGCGUCUGUUCCAGGGUACCUGGGUCGCAUCAAAAGUCGAAACAACACACCUUGCCU